Mycena citricolor is the source of this 1416-nucleotide messenger RNA. The record is from the annotation of a GenBank genome assembly. Lineage: Eukaryota; Fungi; Basidiomycota; Agaricomycetes; Agaricales; Mycenaceae.
AUGCAUAUAAAUAAAAACGUAAAGACUUCUUCAGGUCAGCAAUGUCUGCCAGCUGCUGCUUCAGCACUUGAGCUUCGAGAGGUCCAGGUCCGCCCUUCGGUUCCUUUAUCUGCGCAGACGCACUGGCAGCAGUCCUCUAUGCCAGUCAUCAAUACAGAUCCCAACACUGUUUGCGCUCGCAACAAGGAAGCUGCCGUCUACAAGGAGUGCUGCGGAGACCUUCGGGAAAACGCACCUCGGGAUCAUCGGGCACCACACGAUUCCACCAUUUCGUACCGAUUCCCAUCGUCGUCUGGGAGUCCGUCCCCUCCCCCCAUCAUACCAUCGUCGCCCGAUCUGGCGCAUCAAAACCAACCCGGGCCCUCCAACCCCUACCUCGCCCUCCCACUGCCUGAAGACGAGAUCCCCGACCUCGACGAACUGCCCUCCGAACAACCACCCUCGCCCCCACCUCACACGUCUGCCCCUACCAUGUCAGGGCAUCACCGCAUCACCCUCGCCGCCAAUCCCCCCUACUUCGAUGGCGACAAGUCCAAAUACCUGGGCUUUGUGGACGCGUGCACCACUUACAUCGGUGCCUAUCGAUCGGAGUUCUCGCAGGAUGAGACCAAAAUCCUCUUUGUCCUCUCCUACCUCCGUAACGAGAACGGCACGAGCUGCACUGCCUCGAGAUGGGCAAUGAACUGGAAGCAGCACAACUUCGAGGGCUUCCAGGGACUGAAGGCAGGAGUCACAUCAAAGAACUUCCUGGAGGAGUUUCAGAGGGCGUUCGGGGACUCCAAUGCGGAACAAGUCGCCGCUGCUCGGCUUAUGGCCCUGCGCCAAAACAAACGGUCCUUCGCGGACUACAUCUCCGACUUUGAGAUGUUGGCCGCAGAUGCAGGCUACAAUGUGGUCGACACCACCGACGACAAAGGCGAAUACAAGAAGGGGGACCAGGAUAAUAUCCUCAUCGAGUUCCUGGAGCGCGGACUCAGCAGCGAGAUCGCCAGCCGUCUCUACAACACCGGUGUCCCUCUGCCCAAGGCCUAUGGAGCGUUCAAAGCCUGGUGCAUCAACAUCGAAGCCAAUGCUCUGCGUGACCAGCUGCGCAAAGCGUCGUAUGGGCACCCCGCACAACGACCACCUCCCCAGUUCCGUCCCCAAGCGGCACCAGUGGCGCCCGCACCCGCUCCGGCCCGACCCGCUGCCAACGAACCGGUUCCGAUGGAAAUCGAUCGUACCCACGCCCGCGGCCGCAAUAUCAUCUGCUACAACUGUCAGCAGCCGGGGCACAUUGCGCGGAACUGCCCGGAACCAAGAAAGAAGCGCACAUUCUUCAAUCGGGCCACGAUGCUUGAAGAGAUCGAGAACGGGGACAAGGACAACGAGUUCCUCAAGGAGAUUGCCGAGAAGCUGCGCGAGAAGGGUUUUUGA